Messenger RNA from Pseudovirgaria hyperparasitica, 1880 nucleotides. RefSeq lists its product as uncharacterized. Gene Ontology annotation, biological process: cardiolipin biosynthetic process. The transcript is spliced from 3 exons. Bases 149 to 1642 code for a protein of 497 amino acids. The record is from RefSeq and is a predicted model, not a curated record. Gene Ontology annotation, cellular component: mitochondrion. Gene Ontology annotation, molecular function: CDP-diacylglycerol-glycerol-3-phosphate 3-phosphatidyltransferase activity. NCBI's taxonomy places the organism in Eukaryota, Fungi, Ascomycota, Dothideomycetes, Acrospermales, Acrospermaceae.
CAUUGACCUUUAUAUGACAUGUUUAGACAUGAUAGUACGCACGGUAUUCUGUCGGGCAUCUACUCGAAGUAGCGGUGUAAAAGCGCGAAUGAUAUCGCCGAGAAGAUUCAAGGCAACCAGAAGAUUUUCAACAUCGACUUCCUCAGAUAUGCCUACGUCACCUUCGCCAUCGAAGGCUUCAAUGCUAGGUGUGAUAACUGAGGAGCUUGAUAAAGUGUCACCUCGAUUUGAGAUACAGCCUUCCGAUAUCAGAAUCUUGCGUUCUCCUACCGAGUUCUAUGAAACUCUUAAGACCAAGAUAUCGAACGCAAAAAACCGUAUAUACUUAUCAACCCUGUACAUCGGCAAGACAGAACAUGAACUUAUUGCUACCAUACGCGGAGCUCUCCAGAAAAACGAGAAGCUCAAAGUCUCAUUUCUGACCGAUGCACUCCGUGGCACGAGAGAGACGCCCAAUGCCUCAUGCGCAUCCUUACUCGCUCCUCUCGUCACUGAAUUUGGGCCGGAACGUGUUGAGAUACGCAUGUACCACACACCAAAUCUCACAGGGAUUCGCAAAAAGCUCAUCCCGCUACGCAUUAACGAAGGAUGGGGCCUGCAGCACAUGAAGCUUUAUGGCAUCGACGACGAGCUGUGCAUGUCCGGCGCGAACCUAUCCGACGACUACUUCACCAAUCGCCAGGAUCGAUACCACAUCUUCUCCUCACCCGACAUCACCAAAUACUUCCACCGCAUCCACCACACCAUCAGCAGCCUCAGCUUUCUUAUCCAGCCAUCCCCCGACACACCCGCCGGAUACACCAUGACAUGGCCAUCAUCCAACCCUUCCCCCUCCCCCAUCUCCUCCCCCUCAACCUUCAAAUCAACCUCCACCGCCCUCCUCGCGCCCCUCCUCAAACCCUCUUCCCUUCCACCACCCCCUUCCUCCCCAACCUCAUCCCUAAUCUACCCCCUCCUCCAACUCACCCCAAUCCUCUCCCCCGACACAUCCACCGAACAACCCACCCUCCUCAAAAUCCUCUCCCUCAUCUCUCCCUCUCCUUCUGACCCAUCAACUCCGGACCUCCUCACCUCCCCCCGCUGGACCUUCACAGCCGGCUACUUCAACCCCUCCCCGCGCAUCUCCCGCGCCCUCCUCGCCACCCGCCCCCACGCCUCAACAAUCAUAACCGCGCACCCACACGCAAACGGCUUCUUCAACUCCCCAGGCAUCUCCGGCAUGCUUCCCGCCGCAUACACGCUUCUAGCGCGCCGCUUCACGGACCGCGUGCGCCGCGCCGGGCUCGCCCCCUACAUCACCCUCAAGGAGUGGCAGCUCGGCACAGUAAACACGCCUGGCGGCUGGACGUACCACGCAAAGGGCUUCUGGCUCACGCUGCCGCGUGAAUCACAGCAUCCUUGCCUGACGCUGAUCGGGAGCUCGAAUUAUACGAAGCGUAGCUAUGGGCUGGAUUUGGAGGCGAAUGUGGUUGUUGUGGCGCGGGAUGAGGGGUUGAGGCGGAGACUGGGUGAGGAGGUGGAGUGGUUGCAGGAGCAUGCGCGGGAGGUAGAGAGUGGAGAGUUUGAGAAGGCGGAGAGGAAGGUUGGGUUGAAGGUGCGGGUGGCGAUGUGGAUUGUGAGUGUUGUUGGGGGUGCGCUGUGAGGGAUUGGGGUGUGUGUGCAGUGUAUAGAGUGUAUGAGUAUUUGAGGCGAGGGCUGGGUUGUAAUGGCUUGAGUGUAAGUGUUGCGUGCUUUAGGUACGUAUGUUGAAAUAUUCUUUGGAAACGAGAACAAAAUAUAUAUUGCUUCGAUACGACCGUGACAUCGAAGCUCUUGAGAGUCAUUGGCCAUGUUCGGAACAGAGUAGUUGAUAGUUGAUACACCCAAAAGACUUGCAAAUC